AUGUUCCACACUCCUAUUGUGCCUCGCGCGAGGAAGAGGUCAAGGCCGGCCGAAGCAAGCGCUCCCAGGCGUGAAAGGGUGAAGUUUGAGGAUGUCAGGCUGUACCUGGUGGAGAGGAAAAUGGGCCGCAGCAGGAGAAGCUUUCUGACCGAGCUGGCCAGGUCAAAGGGCUUUAUUGUGGAAGACGUCCUCAGCGAUGUGGUGACUCACGUGGUGUCGGAGGAUAGCCAGGCCUCAUCUCUUUGGGCGUGGCUAAAAGGAGGGCCUGUGAAGAAUCUGCCCGUCAUGCACGUUUUGGACAUCGACACCUUGGCUGCAUCGCCAGAAGCUACAACACCCACACCCAUGUCCACGGUGUCUCAAUAUGCCUGCCAGAGACGGACCACCACAAAGAACAACAACAAGAUUUUCACGGAUGCAUUUGAAGUGCUGGCAGAGAGCCAUGAAUUCAAUGACAUGGAGGGUCCGUGCUUGGCCUUCAGGAGGGCUGCAUCUGUGCUGAAGAGUCUGCCCUGGACGGUGCAGAAUUUACGGGUCACAGAAGACCUGCCCUGCCUGGGGGAACACUCUAUGUGUGUCAUAGAGGAGAUCCUUCAACACGGCCACUCGUUUGAAGUCGAGAAAAUACUCUCGGAUGAAAGGUAUCAAAUACUAAAGCUGUUCACAAGUGUGUUUGGGGUUGGACCUAAGACAGCUGAGAAGUGGUACCGCAGAGGGCUGCGCUCAUUCAGCGACGUUCUAGCGGAGCCCGACAUUCAUCUCAACCGGAUGCAACAAAGUGGUUUUCUGCAUUAUGGAGACAUCUCCAGGGCUGUCAGUAAAGCAGAGGCCCAAGCCCUGGGGAACAUUAUUGACGAAGCUGUCCGUGCGAUCACACCGGACGCCAUACUCACACUGACAGGUGGCUUUCGCAGGGGGAAGGAUUUUGGCCACGAUGUAGACUUUAUCGUGACCACACCACAACUGGGGAAGGAGGAGCGUCUUCUCACCAGCGUUAUUGAUAGACUAAAACAGCAAGGCAUUCUUCUCUACUGUGAAUACCAGGCCUCUACUUUUGAUGAGUCGAAGCUUCCCAGCCACAGGUUUGAGGCCAUGGACCACUUUGCAAAGUGUUUCCUGAUCCUGCGUCUGGAGGACAGCCAAGUAGAGGGAGGUCUCCAAACUGCUGAGGAAGACAGGAGAGGCUGGAGGGCUGUACGCGUGGACUUGGUGUCUCCACCUGUGGAUCGCUACGCCUUUACUCUUCUUGGCUGGAGCGGCUCCAGGCAGUUUGAGAGAGACCUGAGGAGGUUUGCUCGAAUGGAGCGGCGAAUGCUGUUGGACAAUCACGCUUUGUAUGACAAAACUAAGAAAGAGUUCCUGGCAGCUACAACUGAAAAGGACAUCUUUGCCCAUCUGGGUCUCGAGUACAUCGAGCCUUGGCAGAGAAAUGCGUAG
Messenger RNA from Pundamilia nyererei, 1437 nucleotides. It is a transcript of the gene dntt, whose product is annotated as deoxynucleotidyltransferase, terminal. Gene Ontology annotation, molecular function: DNA binding; DNA nucleotidylexotransferase activity; DNA-directed DNA polymerase activity. Gene Ontology annotation, cellular component: nucleus. The record is from RefSeq and is a predicted model, not a curated record. The coding region runs from base 1 to 1437 and encodes 478 amino acids. Gene Ontology annotation, biological process: double-strand break repair via nonhomologous end joining. The transcript has 11 exons. NCBI's taxonomy places the organism in Eukaryota, Metazoa, Chordata, Actinopteri, Cichliformes, Cichlidae.